Molecule: messenger RNA, 978 nt
Organism: Trichosurus vulpecula (common brushtail)
Lineage: Eukaryota; Metazoa; Chordata; Mammalia; Diprotodontia; Phalangeridae
Gene: VAX2
Product: ventral anterior homeobox 2
Exons: 3
Coding region: 1-978 (325 amino acids)
Biological process (GO): brain development; central nervous system development; neuron differentiation
Molecular function (GO): DNA binding; DNA-binding transcription factor activity, RNA polymerase II-specific
Source: RefSeq, a predicted model, not a curated record
AUGGGCGAUGGAGGAGCUGAGCAGGGAUGCGGCCCCAUUGGGUUGGCGGCAGCCGAGCGAAUGCGGGAGCUGGGGAACCGGGCGGAGCUGGGGAGCUCAGGACGCGCCGGAGACUGGGCCUGUGGCGGGUCAGGAGGAGGAGGAGGAGGAGGAGGAGAAGGCGGUAGCCGCGGGCUCAAGGACGUAGCGGGAACCUCGGCCACCAGCCCUCCAGCCGGAUCUAAGGCAACCUGCACUGAGAGCGAGCGCCAGGCGGGAGCCAACGAAGCGGAUUAUUGUCGCCGGAUCCUUGUCCGAGAUGCCAAGGGAACUAUCCGGGAAAUUGUCCUCCCCAAGGGUCUAGACCUGGAUCGACCAAAGAGGACUAGAACAUCCUUCACAGCCGAGCAGCUGUACCGUUUGGAGAUGGAGUUCCAGAGGUGUCAGUAUGUGGUGGGGAGAGAACGAACUGAGCUGGCCCGCCAACUGAACCUCUCAGAAACCCAGGUCAAGGUCUGGUUCCAGAACCGCCGGACAAAGCAGAAGAAGGACCAGAGCCGGGACUCAGAGAAGCACUCAUCAACUUCCACCUCUGAGGCCUUUGCUACAUCCAACAUCUUGCGACUGUUGGAGCAGGGACGUCUUCUCUCAGUCCCUAGGGCCUCUAGUCUGCUGGCCCUGACCUCUACACCACCAGGCCUGACCACCAGCAAUGGGGCCACCACCCUGGGGCUCCCCCGGAACUCCUCUUCAAACCUCACUGGGAGCAGCCCUACUGAGAGCCCCUCCAAGACAGGAGCCCUCUUUGGCCUAAUUGGGCCCCAAAUGACCUCAGCCUCAACCUCUCCUCGGCUCCCACCCCCACCACCUCCUCUGUGUUUCACCACACUCCUGGAGUUGCCCAGUGGGUAUGAAUUGGGCACUUCGGCCUUUGAACCGUACAGUCGACUGGAAAGGAAAAACAGUGGCCCUGGCAGCAAGAAGGCCAGCACCACUUAA